GUUCCUCAUUGAAUGCAUUUCAUUUUUCGUUUUCUGUACAUUUUUGUCUCAAUUUAAAGCUUUCACUACCUCUCACGACGUGUAUUUUAAGUAUCUGAUAGCUUACAUUCUAAGUGUAUUAUUUUCAAAAUUUUCAUUAUCAAAUUUCUGGGUUUAAUUGGUAAUCAGAUCUAGUGCCAAAAACCAAAUCCAUCUGUUCAAACAUUUUCUUGAUUUAAAAUAUUUUUUUUUGGAGAUGUCGGUUGCUAUUCCAUGCUGUAUUUGCUUGUAAAUUAGCUUCUUUGACCAAACUUUUACUUGAAUUUCGAUUAUGGAAUUUGGGGUUUUUGCUUAAAACCCAUUUUUUAUUCUGAAUUUAGGGUUCUUUAGCUAACAUUUUGAUUACCCCAAAAUGAAAAAACUAUAUAAGAAACUAGUUUUUAUGAGAAACCCGUUGUCAAGGCAUUCAAACAGAGUGUUCAAUGAUAGCAAAUGGAUAAUCCCAUUUCUUGCCAGCUUACUUGUGUCAAUUACAUUGAUUUUCUCUGCCAUUUUUGGGGUUUUCAAAGCUCCUUAUGAUAGAUAUCAUCAUCAGUUACCGUUUGACAUUAUUUCCUUUGCUAAAACAGAGGUUUCUAAUGGGUACUUUGUAGAAUCUAGUUUAAACAAAGUAUUGAACACCAAUAGUUCUUCUUUUGAACCACCUAGGCUAGCUUAUCUUAUUUCAGGGACUAAAGGGGAUAGUCAUAGAAUGAUGAGGACUUUACAGGUUAUUUAUCAUCCUAGGAAUCAAUAUGUUUUGCAUUUAGACCUCGAGGCUCCGCCGAGGGAACGGCUGGAGUUGGCGAAUGCGGUGAAGAACAAUCCGACAUUCGCUGUAGUUGAAAAUGUACGUGUAAUGGCACAGUCGAAUUUGGUUACUUAUAAAGGUCCGACGAUGAUCGCUUCGACCCUUCAAGCGAUCGCGAUUUUGUUGAAGGAGAGCUUGGAUUGGGAUUGGUUUAUCAAUUUGAGUGCCUCGGAUUAUCCGCUUGUGACUCAAGAUGAUCUGUUGCAUGUUUUCUCCAAUUUGUCAAGACAUCUCAAUUUCAUCGAACAUAUGCAGAUUACUGGUUGGAAAUUGAACCAGAGGGCCAGACCGAUUGUUGUUGAUCCCGGCCUUUACUUGUCCAAAAAAUCUGAUAUUGCUUGGACCACACAACGUCGGUCACUGCCCACGUCUUUCAAGUUGUUUACAGGUUCCGCAUGGGUAGCGCUUACACGAACCUUUGCCGAGUAUUGUAUAUGGGGAUGGGAUAACUUCCCACGAACCAUCCUAAUGUAUUACACGAACUUCAUUUCCUCCCCGGAAGGCUAUUUCCACACUGUUAUUUGCAACACCAAUGAAUUCCACAGCACUGCGAUAAGCCACGACCUCCACUACAUAGCUUGGGACACCCCUCCGAAGCAACAUCCGAUCUCAUUGUCGAUGAAAGACUUCGACAAAAUGGUAAAAAGCAAUGCACCCUUUGCUCGGAAGUUCCAUAAGAACGACCCAGUCUUGGAUAAAAUCGAUAAAGAGCUUCUGGGUCGCACAGGCCGUUUUGCACCCGGAGCAUGGUGUAUUGGUAGUUCAGAAGGUGGAGCUGACCCGUGUUCUGUACGAGGUGAUGAUUCUGUGUUUAGGCCAGGCCCCGGUGCUGAGAGGCUGCAACGGCUCGUAAACACACUACUAUCGGAAGAAUUCCGGAAAAAGCAGUGUUCAUGAUAGUGGUUUAGAGUUAGAUCAGAUAAACCCCGAAGUGUAAAUGACUAUAUAUACAUACAUAUACAUCAUACUUCAUAGAUCACAUAAUUUCUAUAUGGCUGGUGGGAUUUUGUUUGGUAACAUACAAAAAUGAAUGAUCAAUUGUUAUGACGUGGUUAUAUGUAAUUUUAUUGAACCCGUAUCAAAUUCAGAAGAAUUUUAUAUUUGA
Molecule: messenger RNA, 1934 nt
Organism: Gossypium raimondii (Peruvian cotton)
Lineage: Eukaryota; Viridiplantae; Streptophyta; Magnoliopsida; Malvales; Malvaceae
Product: beta-glucuronosyltransferase GlcAT14B
Exons: 4
Coding region: 392-1726 (444 amino acids)
Cellular component (GO): membrane
Molecular function (GO): glucuronosyltransferase activity
Source: RefSeq, a predicted model, not a curated record